Messenger RNA from Tachysurus vachellii, 4435 nucleotides. It is a transcript of the gene rap1gap2b, whose product is annotated as RAP1 GTPase activating protein 2b. The record is from RefSeq and is a predicted model, not a curated record. The transcript is spliced from 23 exons. Gene Ontology annotation, cellular component: cytoplasm; plasma membrane. The coding region runs from base 171 to 2306 and encodes 711 amino acids. NCBI's taxonomy places the organism in Eukaryota, Metazoa, Chordata, Actinopteri, Siluriformes, Bagridae. Gene Ontology annotation, biological process: regulation of small GTPase mediated signal transduction; activation of GTPase activity. Gene Ontology annotation, molecular function: GTPase activator activity.
GAGAGAGAGAGAGAGAGAGAGAGAGAGAGAGGGAGGUGGGGGCUGAAGUAAAAUUAGUGGAAGAACAGAAAGAGACCCACACACCUCAUCACAGAGAGACGAGGGAGUAAGCGUCCAGAGUAAGAGGGAGAGAGAGUGGGAGGAGAACAAAGAGUGGGAAAAAGGCAACCAUGCUGAGGAGAAAGAGGAGCGUAUCCUUUGGAGGAUUUGGAUGGAUUGACAAACCAUCAGUUACUGCUCUUCGAUCCCGGAAGCAGGAGAUGCUGACCAUCUCAAGUAUUCCCCUGGCAGACUGCCCUCCAUCUCCACCAAGAACUGCUCCUGCUGCCUUGAAGUCUGCGCCAUUUUUUGAUUCACUCGAAAAGAUGGAGGAUGACUUAUCCGUUCCAUAUCUGAGUAUCGAAAAGGUGUUAGAGGAUGGUCCACCGUACCCUCAGGUGAUCCUUCCACGGCUUGGAGGUUAUUGGGUCGAAGACCUUGAGACUCCAGCCGCCACCCCAAACUCUGGAGAAAGCAGUUGUUAUUAUGAGGAAGAUGAAGAAGGCAUGAACCCAGGGGGAGAAUUUGGAUAUCGACUGGAGAGUAACUAUGGCAUACAAGCCUACCGCAACCACUUUCUGGGCAAAGAACACCUUGACUUCUACUGCACGGCCAGCAACCAUGGCAACCUCGUCAUGUCCCUCCGGCAUGAAGAAACAAAGGAUCGGGAGCAUCUACACAUCAUUUUAAGGACUCCAGCAAAGACAAUCUAUGACAGGAUUUUGGUCACAGGUUUGCCCGAGCUCCCCAGUGUCCCUCAGUUAGCCAAGCUCCUUUGUGAAGAUAUUGGCAGCUUCAGGUUUAGUCCCGUGCUGUAUCCUAGGGGGUCUCAGUUAAUCAUGAAUUACGAUGAACAUGAGCUUAACAAUACUUUCAAGUUUGGUGUCAUCUACCAGAAUUUUGGUCAGACAUCAGAAGAGGAGCUGUUUGGAAACAGUGAGGAAACACCAGCUUUCAAUGAGUUCCUCCAAGUCCUCGGAGACUGUGUGGAACUGCAGGAUUUUAAAGGUUUUCGAGGUGGUCUGGAUGUCUGUAAUGGGCAGACAGGCUCUCAAUCAGUUUACACUGUGUUCAAAGGCCGGGAGCUUAUGUUCCAUGUCUCUACUAAGUUACCAUUCACAGAAGGAGACACACAACAGCUUCAAAGGAAGAGACAUAUAGGAAAUGACAUAGUGGCAGCAGUUUUCCAAGAAGAGGCCACACCCUUUGUGCCUGACAUGAUCGCAUCCAACUUCCUUCAUGCAUAUAUCCUGGUCCAGGUGGAGAAUCCCGGGACAGACGACACCACAUACAAGGUCUCUGUCACAGCAAGAGAUGAUGUGCCACACUUCGGUCCUCCACUCCCAAAUCCACCAGUCUUCAGAAAGGGCCCAGAAUUCAGAGAGUUCCUGCUGUCUAAGCUGAUCAAUGCUGAGCUGGCCUGUUACCGCUCAGAUCGAUUUGCCAAGCUUGAGGAGAGAACGCGAACAGCAUUGCUGAACAGCCUCCAUAAUGAGCUGCAAAGACAGACUCAGGUGCUUCUGGGUCAGCCGCUCAGUGGUGAUGAGGAGCGAAUGGAGAACGGAAGCCAUGGGGGAAUACUGGAGUCUAUCAAGCGAGCAAUGCGUGUGCGUAGUCACUCAAUGGAGACGAUGGGGGGCUCUCAGAAGCAUGGCCGGUCUGUAGGCAGUGCUGGAGUGCCCACCAGUCUGAGUGGAGCAGGUCUCACCCACAGCAGCCCUGAGUGCAACAGGAACUCGUCCCCAGUAUCAUCGACGGCUAAGUCUCCUCUGAAGAGCCCGGUGAAGAGACGCUCGUGUCUUUUCCCACGGCUGCACACUAGCAUGGACGGUCAGACAGAGCGUCUAACACGCAGUAUGCUCUGUGAUCAGAGGAGUCUAGACAACGGUCACCUCUCACAAGAAGUUAAAUCAGAGACCUCAUCAAACCCAAGUUCUCCAGAGAUCUUCUUGAGUAAGGAAAGACCGAGUCUGAAGCUGAAGGAGUGCACUCAAAGCCCAGAAAUCUCUCGCUCUCCAUCAAGCACCAGCAGCUUCAGUAGUGUGGCUGGAGAUACAGACACACUCGAGGAAGGAGACCCUAACAAUCUCCAGGUUUCUCCCAGUUUGUCACCUGUGUGUAGUUCCUCUCUUGGUCUGGAGGGUCAAAGUGUAGGAACUCCUGUUAUCAUGUGUCGCAGUCCCACAGACUUCAAGCAUAAGAAUUCUCCCAGGUCCAGUCUGAGGUUCCGCUUCGACAAGCUGAGCAACGCAGCACCUGGGCACUAGUGACCGGACAAUGAAGGGAGACCAGGAGCACUGUGUGAGACAGAUAUGAGCUGUGGAAUGAGACACCACACUGAGGAAGUGGGACACUGGAUUUGAAAUAUUGCUAAAGCUUGAGUUGCCUCCAAGAUGCCAUGAGUGAUAUGAUCACACACACAUUUCAUAUACACAAAUAACACAGCAUUAUUAGAGCUUAGCAGGUUUAUUCCACCAUUGAUUCUGUUUACCUUGAAUAGUAAGCCUAUGAUUACAAUGAAGUUUUUCCAAAAAAAAAAAAAAACUGUGAUGAGUUCAUAGGAUAAAGCUAGAGCAGAGCAUUUGAUAGCAACAGAUAUCAAUGGUUGAGACAGAACAGUGAACGUUAUGUCGGACAACAUUCCUGCAACAUAUUUAAUUCAAAACAACAAAGAAUUUCAGAAAUAUUUUUUAGUUUCUGUUUUGCACUGGCCAUGCAUUGUGAUUUAUUGUCUUUGACAGCUCAGCUGAAUGAGAUUAGAGUUCCUUUUAUUGUCCAAAUAUUCAUAUCUGUUAUUAUGCUUGGUAAUAACCAUGCAAGCAUAUGAAAAGUAGACAAACCUUUUGUAACCAGGGUCCCCUUUCAGUGUGAACAAAACUCAUACACUCCCUUAUAAUGUGUGCACAGAUUUUUUUUCUCACAUUAUCCUAUCAAACUAAUUUUAGGUAUUAUAUGGGCCAGCUUAUUUAUUUAUUUAGAGAUUUAUUGAUUUCGAAACGUACCUCCAAAGUACACACUCCAGUUACACUGUGUUAAAUUUUUUUUAUUGCCAUAAUUUUCUUAGUUUUACCAAUAUUGCCCUUAAAUUCAAUUAAAAUGAUUUAGAUGUGUAUUUUAUGCAGCUUUUAUUAAGCUCAUUCAAAUUUAGGGACCAGUUACUGUUAUUACAAAAUAUUAACUAUACUAAGCUUAACAAGAGAAGUUGGCAGACAUCUAUACAAACAUCACAACAUUAAUAAAAAUCAGAUUAAAGUCUUUGACCCCUUGGCUAAAUGUCACAGUGGGCACUGAGUUAUUGCAUAUUGUUUGAUUAAAUCUGAGCCUUGGUUAAUUAAGUAAGAAAUAAAAACGGACAAUGAUUAUUUUCCUAUAACAGCAUGUCCUCAAGUGUUAUUCUUCAUAUACCAUGGCAAUUUAUAGGAAAUUUUAUUGUAGAACAUCUGUAAACUUUAUGUUUUAACUUGAUUUAAAUUUUUUCUCUCUUGAAGUUAAAGAGGCAAAGAAAAAAUACAGCUUGAAACUGGAAAGCACUCAGUCUUGCAGAGACUGCUCACAGAAAGAUUUACUCUCAGCUUUAAUCCAUUUAUGUGGAGAAUCUGCAAUACGAGAUACAAAUCCCUGUGUGACUUGUUACUAUAGAAACGGUAACAUGAAAAAGAUUUUUGUAUCAGUGUGACUACUUUGCUUAAAUAAAGCUUAAGUAAAAGAACUAGCACAACGUAUUAGAACAAGUGAGUUCAUAUAAACCUGUCUUUUGUCUUGCUGCCAGAAAUGCUUUCAGAGCUGCUGUUAUAGAAACUUCAUCAUAUUCUGUCCAAUCAGAGUCAAGCAUUCAGCUGUUUUUUUAAUACUGUAGUAUUAAAAAAACAGUGAAUAUGGGUAUUAGUAGGAGUGACAGAGAAAGCAAUUGGAUUAAAAAUUGUUGGGAGAGAAAACCCCAUUUACGGGAAGUGCAGGUUUAAUUUCCAAGAAAGAAAUAUUUCUGCAAAUAUUUUAUUUUAGAGAAUAAAAUCAAAUCAAAUAUCUGGUACAAUGUGAGAUUUAUAGUAAGUAGUUAGCAAUACUAGGGUCUUCUAAGAGAGAAAUGGUACUGAAUCGUGGUACUAGACCUCAUGGAAUACAACAAAUUUAGAAAUCGACCUUUAUACAUCUAUAAAUAUAUAUUUAUUCUAGUUGCACAAUGCUGUCUUUGAUUUGGAAUAAACUUGAGUAAUUGUUAUUGAUUCAAAGACAAUGAGCAGUUCACUUGGUAAUAUUGUUAAUGCCAUAUAGAGAUAUUAUAUGUUAAUGGAAUGAAAUGCACUUGUUUAUACUGUAAGUCCAGCACUUUUUUUUGUUGUUGUUGCUGUUGUUGAUAUUGUUUUUCUUACCGGAUAAAGCUCUGGAUUUCAUUGCA